Fusarium verticillioides 7600 is the source of this 2659-nucleotide messenger RNA. RefSeq lists its product as hypothetical. Lineage: Eukaryota; Fungi; Ascomycota; Sordariomycetes; Hypocreales; Nectriaceae. Bases 169 to 1326 code for a protein of 385 amino acids. The record is from RefSeq and is a predicted model, not a curated record. The transcript has 7 exons.
AUUCUGGGAAGCUUGUGAUUCAGUGGAAACAAAAAGUGCUAUGUGCAUUCAUGCCCCUACCAGCUUACUUAUGGGGCGAAGUGUCCAGGACCCAGGCCCAUGGGUCGCUGAUCUCUGUUCUUUCUCUCUUAUUUCCUUUUCCUUCUGAUCCUUUUGUUGGUUCUGAAGAUGUCGGACCCUGUCGUUGAAGGUUGGACGCUGUAUGCGGUCGGCGUCGCUUCGACGAUCCUCAGAUUUUAUGCUCGCAUGAGAGUGGAUGGUUGGAGGAGUCUACAGGCGGAAGACUAUCUUAUGGCCGUAUCGAUUGCCUUUUACACCAUCCAGACAACUCUUGCAUAUAACGUCGGGAUCCUUGCCCAUGGUCUCGCAAAUAACGGGAUAACAGAUGCUCAGCGGGCGGCAUUAUCACCUGGUGAUCCAGAAUAUGACUUCAGGAUAAUUGGCUCCAAGAUCCAGGUUGCCGGCUGGACCAUAUACUCCGCUCUUAUUUGGUCCCUGAAGUUGUCCAUGCUGUACUUCUACACUCGUCUGACGACGGGACUUGGCCGGCCUUAUCGCAUUCGGAUAUACGUGGGUUUCGGCCUUGUCAUCGGUACUUUCAUUGCGACUAUUAUAGCCAUAUUUGCUGGCUGCCAGCCUUUCCACAAGUACUGGCAGAUCAACCCAGAUCCUGGCAACUCGUGUCAACCAGCCAUCUCGAAACCAAUUGUUUGGGUCUCAUUUGCAGCCAACAUCUCAACCGACAUCUAUCUUAUCGCAAUACCCCUACCUAUGCUUUGGGGAUCGAGCCUGAAAAUGAUCAAGAAGAUCGCCUCGACGAUUGUACUUGGAGCCGGUAUCUUUGUUCUUGUCUGCGCAACCUUGAAGAGUGUUUUCGUCCUAGUGGAUCCCGUUCAUGGAGCCGAGCUUGCUGGAAGCUGGGGCACUCGCGAAGCCUUUGUCGCCGUAAUGACAACCAACCUACCGAUCCUCUUUCCGCUCUUCAGGGUCUGGCUCACGCCAAUCUUCGGAAGUGUAUUACGCUCCUCUCAUAAAACAUCCUAUAAAUAUCCUUCCGGAUUUCAGACAAUCGGUGGAGGAGGACGAAGCGGCAAAAGCAACGACCCGAGCCGACGAGGACCUCCGACCGCAAACCCUAUAUCAGCGAACAUGUCAUUCAAUAAUAGCGAAGAAAGGAUCGUCAAGGCAGAAGCCCACCGCAUGAAUGACUUGACGGACUAUAGCGCGCCCAAAGGGAUUAUAGUUUCGAAUGUGGUCGAAGUAAUUCAUGAAGACAAGAAGGGCGACAGUAGUAGGAGCAGAGAAGGUUCUGAAAGGUCGUGGUAGAAACGAGCUCAAUACCUAUGAGCAGAAAUGACAAUAAUAUACAGUAUACCAAAAAGGCUUUAUACUAUCAGGGCCAUGAGACAUGACCGAGGGAGGCAAGAAAACUCAGGACCUUGACCCUAAGCGAUGAAAACAUUUAGGUCACAUUUGAUAGCGUUGUUUCUUGUUUUUAUCAGCAAUACUGGGCUUCUUGAAUUGUUUACCAAUCAUAAGAUCACUGCAACAGAUGGUUUAUACCGAGUUCUACCAAGCUGCAACCACAUUGGAGCCAUGUGAUGUGACAAAACCUUGUAGCAACCUGGCCUUGAUGUCGUGGCUGCACGGUGGAGUGUCUUCAGAGGUCAAUCGCGUCUUAACACUCCUUAUCCCACGAGCGCCAUGCGCCUUCAACUUUAAAGUUACCAGCGGGUUCCAACUCCUCAAUGUACUUGUAGUAGAGAAGACAAGUACCAGGGCUUCCGUCAUCAUGGGCGUAAGAACGACAUGGCGUACCGUCUCCAAUGGCGGCGCAUCCGGCCUUGCAAGCGGCCAAAUCGGUCUUCAGACGCCGAGAGAAAUGGUCCAGGACCAUUCUUUCCCAAGAUACCACACUGAGCGCAGCUCGGGUGUGAAGAUCCCGAGCCUGCUGCAGCGGCGGUAGCCUUGCACUCGGCCAGCUCAGACUCGAGCGCGGCCUCUCGUGCAAGGCAAGCUUCCUUGGCCUCUGCAUCGGUUUCGGCAAAAGGAUCAGGCUCAACGAAGGGGUCGUCGAUCUCAACCUUGGCCAUGUAGAUGAAGUCUGAUCUGGUGCGAUCUUCUCCAUCGGGCUUGGAGACGAUGCAUUUCUUGGAGGGAGGGUGGAAUGAGCAGACCUCGACGCCAGCAACCUGUCAGAGGGCAGCACAGGCUUUGGCGGAGGCGAUCCCCUCUCGAGUGGUGCCCGUGCGAAACUUGUUGCACUUGUGCUCUACGAUGUAGUCUGGGAUGAUUGUCUCGCGGUGACCUUCAACGCAGUCAGCGAUGACAUGACAAGCACCAAAAAGUGCGGCCAGGCUAUAGAUGACAGAGACUUUCAUACUGGUGGUUGGGUAAUAAGCAAGUGUAAGAAUUGGUAAUGGGGUAAACUCGGAGAGAUAACUAGAUCCAGUGAUUGGGGUGCUUGUGAGUUAAUGAGGAAAAUGGAACGACUAAUGCCGGAGAGUCGAGAUACUUAUACCUGGUUUCCCCCCUCAUCGCUGCCCUUCGUUUUCUCUUGAACCUAUCGCUAUGAGAUACAGAUAUGCGUUACUUCAAUCUUACUAUGAGCUCAAUAUGAGCCCCCCAAUCUGCACCUUGAUUCAACGAGGCAUGAGCU